AUGUCCCUAGUUGACAUGAUUCACGACUUGUCCUCUCGCUUCCUGACCACAUUCGCUCAUCUCUCAGCCGAAUCUACCAAUCAGUUUCUGCCCACGCCCAUCUCCGAUGCCAUUCUGCGACCUGUUGGCAGGAGAGGUAGCGGUUGCUACCUCUCCAUGGACAUUGGCGGCUCCAAUCUGCGCGUGGGCUUCGUCGAAGUCGUCGGCAGGCAUGAAACCGGUGACGGUACAGCUGCAGAUCGCAUCAAGCGUCACCUGGAAGAAUCGUGGUCCAUAGAUGACCGUCUGAAGAACGACAACGCAGACAGCCUCUUCGAGUGGAUAGGCAGCUGCGUAGCCCGCGUCGUCGACAGGGGAUGCUCCGUUCUCGACCUGGCCCGGGACCGACCGCUCCCCCUCGGCGUGACCUUUAGCUUCCCCAUGGAGCAGACGUCCCUGGCCGAGGCGAGGCUCAUGUCCAUGGGUAAGGGCUUCGCCGUCUCGGCCAACCUCGAUCUGGGAUCGCGACUCCUAGCCGGCUACGACGUCGCCAGGAGGGCACGGCAGUCCUCCACGCCGACGGCGACGGCGGCAGCGAGGCCGCUACCGCCGCUGCGCGUGGCCGCUAUAGCCAACGACUCCGUCUCCACCCUCGUAUCCUUUAUAGUACGGUAUGACGACGAGUCGGGGUGCGAGUCCGAGACUGCCGUCUCUGCUGCUGCUGAUGUCGAGGAGGAGGAAAAGAAGUAUCACGGGCGUCGAGGCCGCCUAAGCCGUCGCCGCCGCCGUCGCGCCUGCAUGGGUCUCAUCCUUGGAACGGGGUGCAACGCCACCAUCCCGCUGCCCAUGUCCCGCCUGCACCCUUCCAAGCGCCCGCCGAGCGUGAGCGUGCUGCCCGGCUCGGCCGUCUCGUCCGAUGUGCGCGUCACCGUCAACACGGAGUGGAGCAUCAACGGGACGGCCCCGCCCCUGCGCGCCAUGGGCCUCGUCAGCCGCUGGGACCGCGAGCUCGACUCGGCCAACGAGGCCCCCGGUUUCCAGCCCCUCGAGUACAUGACGGCAGGGCGGUACCUGGGCGAGCUGGGCCGCAUCAUGCUGGUCGACUACCUCACCUCCGUCAUGGGGGUCGACCCGGCCGCCCUGCCGCCCGGCCUGCUCCGGAGGCACUCCAUGACGACCACCUUCCUCAGCCACUUCAGACCCCUGCGCCGUCCGGCCGCUCAUCUCCUGGCGUCCCUGGAGGCCGAGUUCCCCGCUGCCACCGCCGCCGCCGCCGCCGCCGUCGGGCCCGGACUGUUCGCGUUCGCGUGGACCGAGGACAUGGCCGUCGCGCUCUACCACAUCGCCAAGGCCAUCGAGGUGCGCGCCGCCGGCAUCGUCGCCGCCGCCACCGUCGCUCUGCUCAUCCUGGGCGGCGAGCUGUCGCCCGAUGCGUCCGACGCGCCGGACGUCUUCGACGACCUCGGCGUCGGCUAUACGGGUGGCUGCAUAGUCCACUUCCAGGAUUACCUCGUCGACUGUCAGGCAUUCAUCGACGGGCUCGUGGCCAGACGUCUCGGUCCCGACCCGGCACAAAGGGUCGUCCUCUCUCCCUGUCAUGAUGGUGGCAUCACGGGUGCUGGCAUCCUUGUUGCUGCUGCUUCCGAGAGCGAAGAUGCCCACGUGUGA
Geosmithia morbida is the source of this 1647-nucleotide messenger RNA. RefSeq names its product Hexokinase. The coding region runs from base 1 to 1647 and encodes 548 amino acids. Gene Ontology annotation, molecular function: ATP binding; mannokinase activity; glucokinase activity. The transcript has 4 exons. Gene Ontology annotation, cellular component: cytosol; mitochondrion. Gene Ontology annotation, biological process: glycolytic process; intracellular glucose homeostasis; glucose 6-phosphate metabolic process. Lineage: Eukaryota; Fungi; Ascomycota; Sordariomycetes; Hypocreales; Bionectriaceae. The record is from RefSeq and is a predicted model, not a curated record.